Molecule: messenger RNA, 994 nt
Organism: Cyprinodon variegatus (sheepshead minnow)
Lineage: Eukaryota; Metazoa; Chordata; Actinopteri; Cyprinodontiformes; Cyprinodontidae
Product: matrin-3-like
Exons: 5
Coding region: 2-817 (271 amino acids)
Source: RefSeq, a predicted model, not a curated record
AAUGUUUAUUCUAGGUGUAAAAAACGUAAUUUUGUUUGAAAUUGUCAUUUUGACCAGAAAAACUAUUUUUAUCAGAUAUCAGGAAUACAUACUCAGUAAAACUAAUACAUAUCAAAAUGGCUCUGCUUCCCUGGAUUCUUCCUCUGCUUUGGAUAAAGACUCGUCUGCCUCUUCAGGCGCCGUCCAGACAGAGACCCAGCGGACUGUGGAGGAAACAGACGGUUCUUUGGUCUGUGCUGAACAGCAGCUCCAGUUUGAGGAUCCUGAUGGAAAGAAACAGGAGGAAAGUUUGAAGCAGGAAAGAGAAGGAUCUGAAAUUAAAGGUUCAGAAGAUGUUGGCCCUGAAGAAGCUGAAAAAGACUCUUCAAACGAUGUUCACGACGGAACAGACGGUUCUUUGGUCUGUGCUGAACAGCAGCUCCAGUUUGAGGAUCCUGAUGAAGAGAAACAGGAGGAAGGUUUGAAGGAGGAGAGAGAAGGAUCUGAAGGCGCUGAGAUUAAAGCAGAGAGCAAACAGAGAAGGGAGCCGGCCGGACCUGAAGCAAAGAGAUCUAGAUCUGUCUCUCCAACUGUUGCUGAUAACUUCAGGCUGCCUCCAUUUGACCCCGAUCGUCCUCUUGGUCAGGAGUUCACUGUGCAGAAACUGGCACGUUUCUGUCAACUGUGCUCUGUUUUCUACCUGAAUGAGAACGAGGAUAAAGACCUGCACUGCUGCAGUGAGGCACACUACAACAAUCUGCAGAAAUAUUACCAGGAGCUUCAGCAGAACUCUACCAGAUCCUGUGAAGAAAACUCCCAUGAUUGGGUUUCUGAAUGAACUGGAUAAAAAACAUGAUUUAAAGUACUUGGUUAAAGACGUCCCUGGAUGAAAAACACUGCUUAGAGAGAUUAAGGAAACAGAUCCGCUGAUUAAACUCGUCAAUUUCAAUAUAUUUGUUUCUUCUUGGUUUCAUUCAUAAAAAGUUUCUAUCUGUAAAUGUUCUUGCUUGUUUUG